GCCUGUCUGUGUCUCUCAUAUUGUGAGUUGUCGUGUGGGUUGCUCAUCUUCUUAUUCUCAAGUCUCCUCUAGGUGGAAACGCCUAUGAGAGAGAGGAGAUGUGCCUGCACUGACCAACCCCAUCUCCUCCUCCUCAUCCUCAUCCUUCUACUAUUCUCCUUUCCUUAAUUUCUCUGGUGAGUUUAUAAAGGCAGCAUAUUGUGAAUAUCUCCAAUUCACAUAUGGAACAUAAUCUUGACGUCAAGGUAUUAGCUGUCUCUGCCACCAUCUUUCUGUACCUUCAAUUCAAUUUCUGCAUUUCUCGAUAACAUAUACCGUCUCCUCAUUUUAAACUGUUAGUAUUUAUUGACUAGCCACACUGCCAACACUAUUCUCUUCAUGCACUGAGCUUGAUACCACAUCCACACAGGCAAAAACCCUCUCUUCUCUUCUUGCCUGUAAAAUGCAGAUCCAAAACUCAGCAACAUCAACACAGACCCACAAGAUUGAUCAGUGUCUUGUGAGCCUGUCAUCACAAGAAGAAAAACUUUCUGACGGUGGUAGAUUUAGUGCAACUUCAAGCAUUAUGGGGUCUUUCACUUCGCCUCCACCUUGUUCUGCCCUCAUUGGGGACUACAUUGGCGUUGAGAGUUGUCUUGAUCUGAAAACAAUUAUGAUAUUUUCACAUCAUCAUCAAAGGUGGAAAAUAGUCAGGGUUUCAGUCAAAGACGUAGCAAGAGGGAUCAAAGGUGUGCAAUGAAGGAGUUUCCACCACCAAUGCCAUCGCUCGCACGCACUGGGAACUUAUCUUCCCAUAUGCCUUGGGUUUUGAGGCGACACUACACAGAGGAUGGAAGAUUGAUUAUUAGAGAAGAGAGGGUGAAGCAUCAUGAGUACUUCCAGGCUCACAGAUGCAAUGGCCGUCUUACCUUGAAGCUUGUCCCUCUAGAUGAUGAAGUUUAUUCCCCUUAUCGCCAGGGUUACGCUGAUGAUUUAGAUGACAGUGAGAAUGAGUCCGAGUAUAGUCAUGAAGAAGUAAAAAAUGAGCUUGAGAACCGUCAAAUUGAAGAAGAAGAAGAACAAGAAGAAAAAGAUGAGACUGGGAACUGUAGCAAUGAAGAAGUAAAAAAUGAGCUUGAGAACUUUUGCAGUGAAGAAGAAAAAGAGGACAAGAAAGAAACAGGCAUUAUAGAUCAAUGUAAUGACAUACAAGUGAAUGAGAAUGGAAGAGACGAUGAAUAUGAUGAUGGUGUCAAUUAUUUCCAAAGUUGUAAUGGCAUUAUAGUGAAGGACAUCCUGUAUGAAGAUCAGAGAGUACCUUCUGCGGAGACCGGGAUUGGUGGAAAUCUGAGUGCAUUCAAGUGCUUGAAUAUUUACAACAGUGUGAGACCAGGCUCCAGUUGCAUAUUUGGGGUGCCACUACCAGCGAUGAGGCCUGUUCAUGGUUAGACAAGAAAAGGCAAGAGGAAAAAAAAAUUUUUUUUUUUUUGGAGAAUUGGGGUGAAGGGUAAUGUGGAUGGUUUAGUUUUGAGCGUGAUUAAGUUGAGGCGAAUCAUCGUUAUAGAUAGAUUUAGUUUAUUCCUUUCUUGCUCCAGGAGGCUGACGUACCAAGUCAAGAUUGAAGAGAGUGGGAAUUAAUCCUUAUUUUCUGUCUAUAUCAGUACUAGUGAACUCCCAUUUGAAAUU
This is a messenger RNA of Hevea brasiliensis (rubber tree), 1665 nucleotides long. Its product is annotated as protein FANTASTIC FOUR 1-like. Lineage: Eukaryota; Viridiplantae; Streptophyta; Magnoliopsida; Malpighiales; Euphorbiaceae. Bases 736 to 1428 code for a protein of 230 amino acids. The transcript is spliced from 2 exons. The record is from RefSeq and is a predicted model, not a curated record.